GAGCUUCAACUUUCCCCUCAUUCCAUUUGUAUAUCUUGUUCAUCCCCAACAUCCAAAAUAUUUCAUCCUCUCCUCACAAUUAACAAUGGCGACAGCAACCAAACCACCCGUUCCACCUUUCACCGAGGAAACCGCUCGUAUCAAGGUCAAAGCUGCACAAGAUGUUUGGAACACAAAAAAUCCCCAAGUAGUAAAGAAUGCAUAUACCGAAGAUUCCAUCUGGAGAAACCGCGAUACAUUUAUUCGCGGCCAAGAUGAGAUUGUCGAAUUCUUGAGCAAGAAGUGGGCAAAGGAAAAUGGAUACAGGUUGCGGAAAGAACUAUUUGCAUUUACGGAGAACAAGAUUGCAGUACAGUUCUGGUAUGAGUUUCAUGAUGAGGAAGGUCAGUGGUGGCGAUGCUAUGGACUUGAAGAUUGGACGUUUGCGGAAGAUGGAAGGAUGAGGAAGAGACAGAUGAGUGGGAAUGAUGUUAAGAUUGGAGAUGAGGAGAGGUGGUUUAAAGAGGGGGUGGAUGUGAAUGAAGUUGAGAUUUCGGAAAAGCAUUGGUGAAGUGAAGUGAUGGUGUGUAGGUUGUGGAUGUGGUUGUGGCUGCUAUUGAUUACUUGAGAUUUUGACCAAGUAUGAAUAAAGAGGGGUUACAAAACUUGAUAUCUCUUCUGUUUGCGCGGUGCUCCAAGCACAAGGCUGAGUCAUAAUUGACAUUCAGUGCAUGAUUGUGUGUGUUUUUUUCCUCCACCGUUUUCAUGAAUACUCGUCGUUAAUAUGUGAUAGUCAUAUCAAUUCAUAUCAAUUACA
Botrytis cinerea B05.10 is the source of this 796-nucleotide messenger RNA. RefSeq lists its product as hypothetical. Lineage: Eukaryota; Fungi; Ascomycota; Leotiomycetes; Helotiales; Sclerotiniaceae. Bases 86 to 550 code for a protein of 154 amino acids. The transcript has 3 exons. The record is from RefSeq and is a predicted model, not a curated record.